CGAGCUGCGUAGGCGCGCCCGGAAGCGCCGGGGCUGGGAACAUGGCGGCGUCCGCGAGCGGCUUGGGCGGCGCGGCCCCGGGACCGGAUGCCGGGGACUUCCUGGCCAGGUAUCGCCAGGUGUCGAACAAGCUAAAAAAGCGGUUCCUGCGGAAGCCUAACGUGGCGGAGGCCGGCGAGCAGUUCGGACAACUGGGCCGAGAGCUGCGCGCCCAGGAGUGCCUGCCUUAUGCGGCCUGGUGCCAGCUGGCGGUUGCGCGCUGCCAUCAGGCGCUCUUCCACGGGCCCGGGGAAGCUCUGGCCCUCACCGAGGCCGCCCGCCUCUUCUUGCGGCAGGAACGCGACGCGCGCCAGCGCCUCGUCUGCCCCGCCGCCUACGGGGAGCCACUGCAGGCAGCUGCCAGCGCCCUGGGUGCCGCUGUGCGCCUGCACCUUGAGUUGGGCCAGCCGGCCGCCGCCGCCGCCCUCUGCCUGGAGCUGGCCGCCGCCCUGCGCGACCUGGGUCAGCCGGCCGCUGCCGCUGUCCACUUCCAGCGAGCCGCCCACCUGCAGCUGCCCCAGCUGCCCUUGGCUGCGCUGCACGCGCUCGGCGACGCCGCCUCCUGCCAGCUGUUGGCGCGCGACUACAAUGGCGCCUUGGCGCUCUUCACGCGCUUGCAACGCCUGGCGCAGGAGCACGGCAGCCACCCGGUGCAACCGCUGCCGCCGGUCCCGCCGCAGCCACAGCCUCAGGUACAGUCGCAGCCAUUAGGCCUCCAGCAAGGACUCGGCGCAUCCCCAGCCCUGCAGGCCGCGCUGCUCCCUCCGAAUGCGGGCUCUGCAGCCGCGCCCUCUCCCGCAGUACUGGGAGCCUUUUCAGACAUCCUGGUACGCUGCGAGGUGUCCCGCGUGUUACUGUUGCUGCUCCUGCAACCCCCGCCCGCCAAACUCCUCCCAGAGCAUGCCCACACCUUGGAGAAGUACUCCUGGGAGGCUUUCGACAGCCACGGGCAGGAGACCAGUGGCCAGCUUCCAGAGGAGCUCUUUCUGCUGCUUCAGUCCUUGGUCAUGGCUACCCACGAAAAGGACACAGAAGCUAUCAAAUCGCUGCAGGUGGAGAUGUGGCCACUGUUGAGUGCCGAGCAGAACCACCUCCUUCACCUUGUUCUGUGAGAAACCAUCUCCCCCUCAGGACGGGUUCCGAUUAAUCGUAUUAACCAAGUAGCUUUACCUGUUACCAACCUCACACAUCCACCUUUGCCUUUGGAGGGAAAUAAAAGACAUUGAUCCAAUGAUUCUACCUUUGUUUAGCUUAGUCCUCUUGCCACCACAGGAAUUUAGUUGACUGAAAAUUACUGUAUCCCAGAGACUUAUUUCCAUAAUAGUGGGAGAAUAAAUAAUAUAAUAGGAUCUGAAUAGAGCAAAUGGCCCUCUUCCCAAAAACUGCAACAUAAAAAUGAGAAUGCUUUAUCCCUUUCUUCUUCCACCCAAGUCGACUUGUCCCAUGCCCCUACCCCCAAAUCUUUGUUUCAUUUUCAGGAUUUUAUUUUGUACAGCUGUCUAAAUACUUAAGCUAUGUGAUUUUUUUUACCGUGGUUAAUUUCUUGGAGUGUUUCUAUAUCUAUGUGAUCACCCAGUUUCUCCUCUGUUUUAUCCAUCUCAUACGUAUGCAUGGUAUUCCAUACAUCGUUGCUACAGCCCUGAAUCCAUGAUAAAGCCAUUCUAAUAAUCCUGAUUGUGGUUUAUAUUUACUUCAUCUAUAACAUGGGAAUAACUUAGAUACUUGUCAGGAUGCAGAAAGCAGGAACAGAUAGUUCUCUUUCAAUUCCAAGAUGUAUUCAUUUAUUUAAAAUUGACAGUGUAACUUGUAUACAAUAUCCCAGACAAUGAGUCCACAGAGAUCAUUUACUUAAAUAGCUGCAAUGCAAAUGUGUCUGGUGCAAUCUUGGGUUGAGAGUGUGGUUGGAGGAAAAUGGAGGUCCAACACAAAUGUGUCAGGUAUGCAUUAGAAUUCACAUGUCUGAUUCUAUUCUGAGAGUACCCAUAACCUUUUAUUUGUAGUAGGAAUCUUUCUGUAACUCUUAUUUAACUCAACAAUGUGAAAUCACAGUU
Phyllostomus hastatus (greater spear-nosed bat) is the source of this 2090-nucleotide messenger RNA. RefSeq names its product 40-kDa huntingtin-associated protein-like. Gene Ontology annotation, cellular component: early endosome. The record is from RefSeq and is a predicted model, not a curated record. The transcript has a single exon. Lineage: Eukaryota; Metazoa; Chordata; Mammalia; Chiroptera; Phyllostomidae. Gene Ontology annotation, molecular function: protein binding. Gene Ontology annotation, biological process: vesicle cytoskeletal trafficking. The coding region runs from base 42 to 1151 and encodes 369 amino acids.